CGAAAAGGGCCAAGCCAGAUGUCCUCUCUUGGCAUCAUUGCAUUUCGUUGGUGUGGCCAGGCUUAUAAUACCCCCGCUCCUUACCUCACUCCCCAGUUCGACCAGGAGACAUUUUUGCUCUCUUCUAUUGCUUUCCUUGUCUCAUGCAACUGCAAGUAGUAUGAGCACUGACUGAAGAAGAAUCUACUGAAGGAGACAAGAAGAGAACAAAGGGUACUCAACUAGUUGGUCUCACUUAAGAAGAAACACUGGUCAAGAUCAACUUUCCGAGAGGAUGAUGCAGAUGGAGAAGCUCGUGAAUCACUGCGACAUGGAGCUCAUGAAGAUGGCCAUGCUCAAGCACGAAGAGACCUUCAGGCAGCAGGCCCAUGAGUUGCACCGGCUCUACCGCGUCCAGAAGCAGCUGAUGAACGGCCUGACCGUGCCGUCGGAUCAGCUAAGCUGCCGGCGCCAGAGGCGCAAGCAGCCGCGGCGCUCGCUGAACCUUCACCUCCCCGCCGACGAGUACAUCAUCGUCGGCACAGACGAAGCGACGCCACCGUCGAGGGAAGACGAGCUGGAGCUGACGCUGGCCGUUGGCGGCGGCAACAACGCCAACCGGAGGAAGCGGCGGGACGAGGGCAGCACUCCCUUGGCGUCGGACUGCUCCAGCGGGAGUCCGACGUCGUCAUUGUCGACCGACACCAACGGGUCACCAUCGUACCAGAAGGCGACGGCGUUCCGUCUCCAGGAAGGACGGUGAUGAAGAAGCAGCAGCAGUAGCGGACCUACUUUGGUGUAUGGAUAUGCAAUUAUAUAUCGCCAUGGCUCAUGCAGUGCCUCAGCCUUAGGAUGGCUUGAGAAGUUGAGAUGGUCUUGAUAGGAUUGCAAGGUGCCGUUGUGACUUGUAGGAUAGGAUGAUGCAGCUAGUAAGUAGCCUGGUAGGCUUUGCGCUUUGCGUGUCAAGGGGCUAAUCCCGCUUGACAAAUUGCUAAUUGACGAGUACUUGCAGGUUAAU
Phragmites australis (common reed) is the source of this 997-nucleotide messenger RNA. RefSeq lists its product as uncharacterized. Bases 275 to 742 code for a protein of 155 amino acids. NCBI's taxonomy places the organism in Eukaryota, Viridiplantae, Streptophyta, Magnoliopsida, Poales, Poaceae. The record is from RefSeq and is a predicted model, not a curated record. The transcript is spliced from 3 exons.